Molecule: messenger RNA, 591 nt
Organism: Miscanthus lutarioriparius
Lineage: Eukaryota; Viridiplantae; Streptophyta; Magnoliopsida; Poales; Poaceae
Source: the annotation of a GenBank genome assembly
AUGGCCACAAAUAUUCUUGAAGUCAGGUAUCCUCAGAGCAGAAAACAAAGCUCUUCAUCUAUUACUUUAGAUCGUCAUAGGACUGUUGCCACUCAACUGUCACGGUACUGCGUGUACCUAGUGACCUGCUGUCCCGAGCUGCUCCCUGACGAUGAUGCAUGGAGCAAGAGCCUGUAUGAGGAUGUCAAGAAGGACGCAGAGCGCGCCCUUGCUCGCCCAUGCUGUGCCCUUACCCACCGUUACGUGUGCAUGUCAUCGGCAUCAACGCCAGGGUAUCAGGAGCUAGUCGACCCGCUGAGUGCCAAUGCCAACUCCAAGCAUCAAGUGCUCAAUGACGGCGUGAAGCUUGGGCAGCAGCUGGUGGAGACGAUCUACAACGAGGAGGCAGCGUGGAAGUUGUUGGCCGACUUCUGGUCCGAGAUGAUACUGUAUGUAGCGCCGUCGGACAACUUGAAAGGGCACAAGGAGUCAAUCGCCCGUGGCGGCGAGCUCAUCAUGCUCCUCUGGGCAUUGCUUGGCCAUGCCGGGAUCAUCAGCAGGAGCACCGAUGGUGAUGGUGGUGACGCCAGGGCUGCUGCUGGUACUUCUUAG